Messenger RNA from Osmerus eperlanus (European smelt), 2470 nucleotides. RefSeq names its product LanC lantibiotic synthetase component C-like 2 (bacterial) (gene lancl2). Gene Ontology annotation, cellular component: plasma membrane. Gene Ontology annotation, biological process: peptide modification; carbohydrate metabolic process. NCBI's taxonomy places the organism in Eukaryota, Metazoa, Chordata, Actinopteri, Osmeriformes, Osmeridae. The coding region runs from base 440 to 1738 and encodes 432 amino acids. The record is from RefSeq and is a predicted model, not a curated record. The transcript is spliced from 10 exons.
CUCCCUCCCGUUAAUGUAGCCUCCAGUCAGUCAACCAGUAGCAUCGCUGAAUUAAAAGCCACUUUCAUCUCAUCGUCCGUGUGGGAAACGAAAAGCGGGAGCACGUCUCAAGAUUCACACUAUGCCUUUUAAAUCAUUGGGGAUGUAGGCUAUGAAACGUUUGUUUCGCUUAUAUUGAGCUUUAUUUCUGAAAAUUGAUGCGGUCUUUGAAUGGCUGAAUCGGAUAAUGAAAUCACAGAAACAAAUGUGCUCUACUGAAAUCGACCUGCUUUGACGACUGGUAGCGCUAGGCUAUCGAUGAAGCGCUUGGAAAUUUUGGAAAUGAACGUCGUUUAGUAGGUUAUCACGUAUUGAUACCCCAACUGGAAAUAAUUUCGCGCUUUCUCGCCUGCCGUAACUGUGCGCCUCUACAUUUUGGCCUGCUCGACUUGCCGUUGAAAUGGGAGAUAACAUGUCCAAGCGCUUGAAACUGGUGUCUGCCACAGAAGCGGAGAUGGAAGAGCGCUCAUUUGUCAACCCCUACCCUGACUGUGACCAGGGAGUCCUGACGUCUUCCAACUCAAGCACGGACAGUGACUCCAACGAGCUGUUUGAUGCUAACGGAAAGAUCAGUGAAGCGUUCCAGAAGAGGGUGCAGAACAAGAUCAAAGACCUUCUCCAGCAGAUAGAGGAGGGGCUGAAGACCGCAGACCCCCACGACUUCUCCACCUACACCGGCUGGACAGGCAUCGCCCUGCUGUACCUGCAGCUGCACCGCGUCACCUGCGAGGCCUCCCACCUGCAGAGGGCGCUGGACUACGUGAAGCGGACCCUCAGGAACCUGAACGGCCGGCGUGUCACCUUCCUGUGCGGGGACGCGGGUCCGCUGGCCGUGGCGGCCGUGGUCCACCACCGCCUCAGCAACCACACCGACUCCCAGGACUGCAUCGCUAAACUGCUGCAGCUCCAGAGAGCAGUGUUGAGCCCAGACUCUGAGGUGCCAGAUGAGCUGCUGUAUGGGCGAGCGGGCUACCUCUACGCUCUGCUCUACGUCAACAAGGAGAUCAGCCCCAACACUGUGGAUGAGGGCACCAUCACCAAGGUGGUGACAGCCAUUGUGGAGUCAGGGAAGAACCUGUCUAGUGAGGAGAAGAAGACUGAGAGAUGCCCGCUGCUGUACGAGUGGCACAAAAAGCAGUACGUUGGUGCUGCCCACGGCCUGGCAGGCAUCUACUACAUGCUGAUGCAGCCAGGGUCAAAGGUUCAUCAGGGCAUGCUGUCUGAGUUGGUUCGGCCCAGCAUCGACUACGUCAGACACAAACGCUUCCGCUCAGGGAACUACCCGUCAUCGCUAAGCAACGAGACCGACCGGCUAGUGCACUGGUGCCACGGGGCGCCAGGCGUGGUGCACAUGCUCAUCAUGGCCCACAAGGUGUUUAAGGAGGAGAAGUACCUGAAGGAGGCGCAGGAGUGCGGGGAGGUGAUCUGGCAGCGAGGCCUCCUCAGGAAGGGCUACGGGCUCUGUCACGGCACCGCCGGGAACGGCUACACCUUCCUGUCCCUCUACCGCCUCACCCAGGACAGGAAACACCUCUACCGCGCCUGCAAGUUUGCCGAGUGGUGUUUGGACUACGGUACCCACGGCUGCAGGAUCCCAGACCGGCCCUACUCGCUUUUCGAAGGUAUGGCGGGGGCGAUCCACUACCUGUCAGAGCUCUCCCAGCCUGAGUCCUCCUGCUUCCCCGCCUUUGAACUCUGACCUGGGCCGCCGGGGGCUGGGACUGCCACCCCCUCCGAGGGGAACUCUGGGGAGGAGGUGGGGGGUGGGUCGGAGAGGGGUCUGUGAGAUGGUGGGGAGGUGGACUCCAUGGAGCCCUGGAGGUGAGGCAUGGCGCUCCCCUUUAGCUUGCCCGGGGAAAGAUACUGCCCCUGGGCCAGACCCCUGGACCGGACCCCUGACACCUCCACCCUCAUAGGCAUGGAAGCAAAAAAAAGCACCCCAAGCCCUCUGCCUUUUAAUGCUAUCAACGCCGCCUCUGUGUGUGUGUGUGUGUACCAAACUGUUGUGUAUCCAAAAACGGAUGUUUUAAUACCUACAGUUCAUGAUUCUAUGCAUGCUUGUUCUGAUUUGUCUAUUGGUGCCUCAUUCCUGUUUGUGACCCUUGUGACUACACAAUAUUCUAUCAUACCAAGCCCUACCUUUACCUACCCUACCAUUUAUCCUGUACUUUUGCGCUCAUACCCCACUACUCUCUCUCCCACCCCACCUUGCCUCCCAUGUGCUCCUUGUCUUCGUUUCCCCCCCCCAUUCCCUCUAACUGUGUGUGCUUCCUUGCCCUCUUCUUCUUCUCUUCUUACCCCUGUCUCCUCCUCACCCUUCCCUCCCCUCUUCGCCUCCUCCUCUCCUCUCUCUACCUGUCCCCAUCAGCCCCCAGCUAUGUGACCUGGUACGGUGUUUUUGUCUUUGCAUGGGAUGUCAGAAGAAAAGAAA